This is a messenger RNA of Quercus robur (English oak), 1406 nucleotides long. RefSeq names its product GDSL esterase/lipase At1g54790-like. Gene Ontology annotation, molecular function: hydrolase activity, acting on ester bonds. Bases 137 to 1297 code for a protein of 386 amino acids. NCBI's taxonomy places the organism in Eukaryota, Viridiplantae, Streptophyta, Magnoliopsida, Fagales, Fagaceae. The transcript has 5 exons. The record is from RefSeq and is a predicted model, not a curated record.
AAAAGUUCAACUUGCAAGACACCCAUUUCGUACCAAACUUGCAAGGGAUUUAUCUUCACGUUCCAGCCACAUAUAAAGGAACAUAAUUUUAUAGAUUGUUUUAUCCAUAGACCCCAUCCAGCUUUCUUCAAUUGGUAUGGCUCUUAAAACCCAUAUUUUUCACAUACUUGCCUUAACUUUCUUAGUCUUGCCUAUUGUUAGCUCUUCCAACUUCAGUAUCCCAGCAAUUUUCAACUUUGGUGACUCAAAUUCAGAUACUGGUGGCUUGGCUGCAGGAAUUGCUUUCCCGAUUGGACAACCUAAUGGACAAACAUACUUCCUUAAGCCAUCUGGGCGGUUCUGCGAUGGUCGUUUGAUCAUUGAUUUUCUAGCAGUGAAUGCAUUGGACCUUUCAUUUCUCAAUCCAUACUUGGAUUCAAUUGGUAUACCAAAUUUCCAGAAUGGGUGUAACUUUGCAACUGGAGGAUCUACUAUACUUCCAGCCAAUGCAGCAUCAGCAAGCCCUUUCUCCUUUGGAAUUCAGGUAGCUCAAUUUGUCAGAUUCAAGACUCGAGUCCUAGAAUUACUAGUAAAAGAUAAGAAACUUCAAGAAUUUAUUCCUUCACAAGAAUCUUUUAGGCAGGCCCUCUACAUGUUCGAUGUAGGUCAGAAUGGUCUGGACGGAGCAUUUUAUUCAAAAUCAGAAGAUGAAGUACUUGCUUUGAUUCCCAUCAUUUUAACAGAAUUUGAGGCUGGAGUUAAGAAAUUAUAUAAUGAGGGUGCAAGGAAUUUAUGGAUUCACAACACUGGUCCCCUUGGAUGCUUACCUAGAAUAAUUGCACAAUUUGGAAAAGACUCAUCAAAACUUGACCAGUUCGGAUGUGUUACCUCACACAACAAUGCUGCUAAUCAAUUCAACAUGCAACUUCAUGACCUUUGUACAAAAUUUCGGGUACUCCCUGGGGCUAAUGUCACAUAUGUUGACAUUUUCUCAAUAAAAUUAAACCUCAUUUCAAAUUAUUCUCUAUAUGGAUUUAAACAACCUUUAGCUGCUUGCUGUGGCUAUGGUGGGUUGCCAUUGAAUUUUGACAACCGAAUUGCUUGUGGCCAAACCAAGAUUCUAAAUGGGAGCUCGGUGACAGCAAUACCAUGCAAUAAUACUGCGGAGUACGUGAAUUGGGAUGGAAACCAUUAUACAGAAGCUGCAAAUGAAUAUAUUUCAUCACAUGUAUUAACAGGAAAUUACUCAGACCCACCUCUCUUAGUGAAUGCACAAUAUCAUAUAGAAUCAAAACUAUUUGACCCAAAAACAAUAUAAGAAUGUAAGAUUGUAGUAGUUUCCUCCCUCAAAAAAAGAAAAAAAGAUUGUAGCAGUUUUCAAGACUUCAUAUGAUGAGUCUAAAUUCCAAUACCAAUUGAAUUUCUUA